CCGGAAAUCGUUUUAAUGUUGAAGAAAUUAAUAAUAUUAAUAAUUUCUUAAUAAUUUGUUAAUGAUAUAUUGAAGAUUUUUAUAAUUAAAAUAAUUUUUUCGCUGAAAAUUGUUCCAUCGAAAUCAGAAAAUAAUCAACAUGCAUAAUUCCCCGCGAAUUGAUGUUACCCGGCUUGAUUAUCGCCAUCAGAUCUGAUAAAUCAAUUCCACUCAGGCGUUCAAAAUUGAAACGUUAUCCAGAGAACGCGGGGGAGUCCCGAGAGGCGAUUUUACCCAGAAAAAGAGGAAGACAAAAAUCAAUCAUUUGUCAUUCGUAAACAAUCGUGAAUAAGGAAAACGCUGGGUUAUCACGAGCACCUCUUGAAGACGAAGCGCUUUCGUAAUCCAUUGUUCCUCCCGCCAACGUCAACGGCUACCCCGGGGCAUUGAUUUGAGUUCAAAUAGUUAAGACGUAACAAGUUUUGUUUAUUCUCUGCAUUAGAAAUAAAGUGGAAUUAGAGAACAGUUGGGUAGAUCGUGCGGCAAAUUAAUUGUGCGGAUAGUGCGGAGUGGAAUGAGUGGGAAUGCGGGGAAUCUUUGAUAAUUAAUCAUCUCGGGAUUUUUAUAAUUUUUUUAUCGAAAAUAUUCCAAGAGCAAUUGCGUUAUUUUCUCAAAUAAUUGAGGUUUUUAAUUGAAAAAAAAAUUUAAUUCUUGAAAUGACGGUCGAGCAACAAGCUGGAGGUGAGUGAUGAAGAAAUAAUUAUCAGGGGAUGAAGACUCGUUUUAGAGAAGUUGAUGAAUCCUUGCUCUCAUUUAUGUUUAUUUGCUCAGGCCCUUCGACUGGCGAAGACGCCAUUGAUGCUGCUAUCGGAUUGGCCGGAAUUGGAAAGUUCACAUGGAAAAUAAUAGCGAUAAAUUCACUGAUUCUGAUCAAUGCGGGAUUUACUACGAACAGCAUCAGCUUAAUUUUUCCGGCAUCUGCUUGUGACUUUAAUUUAACUACUAUGGAUCAGGGAGUCAUGACGGCAACUCCAUUUUUAGGUAUGAUCGUUGGCUCGUACUUCUGGGGAUGUCUAGCUGACCUACACGGAAGAAAAUACGCGCUAGUGAUAGCGUUAGCCUCUCAGGGAUUAUUCGAAUUGAGUUCUUCACUUGUGUCCAACUUCUGGGGGUAUAUAUUCUUCAAAUUCCUCAGUGGAUUUUCAUUGAUCGCGCAAAAUGCAAUAGUCUAUCCGUUCGUUGGAGAGUUUCAACCCGUGACUCUGAGGAAAAAAGUGCUCUGCGCUUUGGAAAUUGCGUGGGUACUGGGUACCAUUGCACUACCUGCUCUUGGAUGGUUAAUUAUUCCUCUAAACGUCUCCUACACUACCAACUACUUUUUCUUCCAUUCCUGGAAUCUUUUUGUCUUUUUAUCUUCAUUACUGGCCCCGACGUUGGCAUUAUGGCUUAUGACAUUCCCAGAGAGUCCCAAAUACCUCGCAGAACAAGGGGAAGAUGCAGAACUCGCCAAAGCCCUCGAAAUUAUGCAUUCAGAGAAUACGGGGGAGUCCUUUGAUGCUUUUCUGAGAAAAUUAACGGACAACGGUUUGGAUGAUCUCCGCAUGCGUCUGGAGCUGAAGGAGAGUCGAAGUGCGAAAGGAAAUUAUUCGAAACACGAGAGAGCGCAGAAACUCUUCAAAGAUGUGAUCAGAAACACAGGAACGUUGUUCAGGCCCCCUUUUCUCAAACAAACCCUGCUCAUCUGCGUACUCUGGUACUGCGUCGCCUCGACGUUCUUCUCCUUCACCAUGUGGUUCCCAGAGUUAGUCAGGAGGCUUGAAGCCUUUGAAACAAUGUUUCCAGGGGAGAGUGCCUGGGUCUGCAGUGCAGCUCCUGCGGGGAACUCAACUAUUGUCGAUAGCACCAGCAAGUGUUCACCGAAUAUUCCCAACGAGGUGUUUCAGCACACAUUGAUACUGGGGGCCGCCUGUUUGCCCACGAACAUAUUGGUGCCAUUAUUUGUAAAUAAACUAGGAUAUAAAUUUUUUUUAGUGCUUUCUUCUGGGGUCGCAAUGGCCGUGACAGUCGGAUUAUUCUUCGUUGAAUCGUCGACACAAAAUCUCAUCCUCUCGUCCACUUACGAAGGAUUUUUAUCAAUUAGUUCAGCUCUAGUUCUAGUGGUUAUAACCGAAUUGUAUCCGACGCAAAUCAGGGCCACAGCCUCAUCGCUCGGAGUAUUAAUAGGAAGAAUAGGAUCUGUCGUUGGGAAUUUACUCAUGGGACACUUGAUCGACAACCACUGCGUGACUUUCAUCGCGAGUAACAUAGUUCAGCUCAUAAUCUGUACUGUAGUUUCACUGAUUCUCCCGCUAAAGAGGAAAGGAGAGAGACCUGUUUCAAACUCAGUAGUGACUUUAGUGAUCAACGAAAAAAUUUGAACCCAUUCAGUAUUGAACGAUAAUUUUUUUUAUUUUGUGCAUUGUUGUGGAU
Diachasma alloeum is the source of this 2448-nucleotide messenger RNA. RefSeq names its product synaptic vesicle glycoprotein 2A. Gene Ontology annotation, biological process: transmembrane transport. The transcript is spliced from 10 exons. Bases 750 to 2396 code for a protein of 548 amino acids. NCBI's taxonomy places the organism in Eukaryota, Metazoa, Arthropoda, Insecta, Hymenoptera, Braconidae. Gene Ontology annotation, molecular function: transmembrane transporter activity. The record is from RefSeq and is a predicted model, not a curated record. Gene Ontology annotation, cellular component: membrane.